This is a messenger RNA of Zychaea mexicana, 1788 nucleotides long. RefSeq names its product Cullin repeat-like-containing domain protein. Gene Ontology annotation, cellular component: exocyst. Lineage: Eukaryota; Fungi; Mucoromycota; Mucoromycetes; Mucorales; Lichtheimiaceae. The transcript has 10 exons. Gene Ontology annotation, biological process: intracellular protein localization; exocytosis; Golgi to plasma membrane transport. The coding region runs from base 1 to 1788 and encodes 595 amino acids. The record is from RefSeq and is a predicted model, not a curated record.
AUGUUACCUUCAGGCGCCCUAAAAAAGAAAGCAACGAGUGGCGCCGAUGUCUUUCGCAAAAAAGAUAAAGAUCGCACCGGCGGAAAAUCUGGAAACAAAAGCAAUGGCUCGCCUUCAUCCCAGCCAACUCGGCCAACACAAAAUUCAAUGCCAACCCGUGGUCAAGGCAAUUUGCCCUUGCCAUCAGCUCCUGUGGUACUCGAUCUUCAUCGCUUUGCUGAUGACACUUUAAAUCCAGAAGAUUACGUACGUCGCUCAUUAUCUGAUACAAACGAAGAAGGAAUUCGUACAUUUCACAAGUCACUUGCCGAAGCAAAGCAGGUGGUAGGAGGUGAUUUGCAGCGCAACGUUUAUCGAAACUACACAGAAUUCGUCACUAUUUCAAAAGAAGUAUCCAACCUCGAUGGCGACGUAUUCCGCCUAAAAGGCUAUAUCAACGAAUUGAAGAGCAUCUGGGAAGGUUUUGUUGAGGAAACGAAUCCUACAGAAGAAAUCAAACCUACAGCAGUGUUGCCGCAACGGAAGCAUACGGACAUCAUGACUACUGACUUGCAAAGUAUCUACCGAGCUCAGAUAUCCGCAUUAUGGGAUAACGUUGAAGGAUCUCAGAGAUUUGUCCCUUACACGCCCGGACGCCAUAUCGUUCGAGAAUGCGUCAAUUUUCUGGAUAUCAACCCCAACACCUUGCAACCCCGUGCAGCAGUACAUAUCUUUCUGCUCAACGACUGUCUGCUUAUUGCUUCUCGCAAAAAGAGAUCUGCUACUUCACGAUACAAGCUGGUUGCUGAUUACUGCUGGAGCUUGGAGGAUGCAAGCGUUACGGAUAUCAACGAUUCACAGGGCUUGAUCAAUGCCAUCAAGAUCUCGGUGUAUCCCAACACGUUCGUAUAUCGAUCCGAACGACCAGAAGAUAAGUUCGCUCUUCUGCAUGCCUACCGACGCACAAUGGAUGAAAAUGGUGAUAGGCAUGAGGAUCAGCCUAAUUCAAGUGACAAUGCAAAAGACGGCAAGGAUGCAGAAAUAAAUCCCGCCGAUCAAAAAUGGCUCAGCUAUUUACCCGAUGAACUCGAAGUCGCAAUUGCUCUGAGACAAUUUGAGAACGCAGUGAAGGAUAUCGAACAAGCGCGCAAGCUUUUCAGUUCGUACAAAAGAGAGACGCCGUUGCUUCGAGAGAGUAAACGACAAGUCGACAAAUACACAGAGUCAUUAUCAUCCAUUAUUAGCCACGACCUGAGCAACAUUUUAUUGACAAAAAUUCAAUUUCAACGACUCGUCAAUUGGCUAUUGCGAUUGGAUAAAGGAGAAGAGGCACGGGAAGUAUUUCUGAACACACGAUCUCUCAUUAUCAAAAAGCGGAUAAGACAAUUGACGUUUGAAGGAGACAGCACAACGUAUAUCAAUGAGUUAGCAUUGGUCGUGUUUACACUCGUACGAAACACGUGUGAGUGGUAUCGCGACUCUUUCAAGCAAAAUGAAAUGGCUUCUCGGUUCAUUACCUGGGUGCGUGAGCAGACUGAAAUCUACGCUGACAUUUACAAGCGUCAGGUGUUCAAUCACAGCCAAUUGAACUGCCAGAUAAUUGCAGACUGCUUCAAGUCUACAUUGGAUCAAUGUUCUAUCCUCCGGAAAGUGGGACUUGAUCUAAAGUUUUUGUUGGAAGACUUUUUCUUGGAAAACGUGCGCGAAACGAUCCUGGCGUACGAAAAGAGAUGCAUGGAAAAGGCUGAUAAAUUUGUGGCAGCCGAUAAUUUCUCGAUCGUGUCCAGCCAAAAUUUGGGUAAGAAAUAG